Protobothrops mucrosquamatus (brown spotted pit viper) is the source of this 1089-nucleotide messenger RNA. RefSeq names its product Ras related GTP binding C (gene RRAGC). Bases 16 to 1086 code for a protein of 356 amino acids. Gene Ontology annotation, biological process: cellular response to starvation; cellular response to amino acid stimulus; positive regulation of TOR signaling. The transcript has 7 exons. NCBI's taxonomy places the organism in Eukaryota, Metazoa, Chordata, Lepidosauria, Squamata, Viperidae. Gene Ontology annotation, cellular component: lysosome; Gtr1-Gtr2 GTPase complex; nucleus. Gene Ontology annotation, molecular function: GTPase activity; GTP binding. The record is from RefSeq and is a predicted model, not a curated record.
GGCGGCGGCGGCGGGAUGGGCAUCGCGGGGCCCGGCGGCGGCGGCGGCGGCGGCGGCGACUCCUCCAAGCAGCCGCGCAUCCUGCUGAUGGGGCUGCGGCGCAGCGGGAAGUCCUCGAUCCAGAAGGUGGUCUUCCACAAGAUGUCCCCCAACGAGACGCUCUUCCUGGAGAGCACCACCAAGAUCCACAAGGACGACGUCUCCGGCAGCUCCUUCGUGAACUUCCAGAUCUGGGACUUCCCCGGCCAGAUGGACUUCUUCGACCCCGCCUUCGACUACGAGAUGAUCUUCCGCGGCACCGGCGCCCUCAUCUACGUCAUCGACGCCCAGGACGACUACAUGGAGGCGUUAACCAGGCUCCAUAUCACCGUUUCCAAAGCUUACAAAAUCAAUCCAGAAAUGAACUUUGAGGUUUUUAUUCAUAAAGUGGAUGGCUUAUCAGACGACCAUAAGAUUGAGACUCAGAGAGACAUCCAUCAGAGAGCGAACGACGAUCUGGCUGAUGCUGGCUUAGAGAAACUGCAUCUUAGCUUUUAUUUGACCAGCAUCUACGAUCACUCAAUAUUUGAGGCCUUCAGUAAGGUGGUGCAGAAGCUCAUUCCACAGCUGCCCACUUUGGAAAACUUGCUGAAUAUCUUUAUAUCAAAUUCGGGGAUUGAGAAAGCUUUUCUUUUUGACGUUGUCAGCAAGAUCUAUAUUGCAACAGACAGCUCCCCUGUUGACAUGCAGUCCUACGAGCUGUGUUGUGACAUGAUUGACGUUGUCAUUGACGUUUCUUGUAUAUAUGGGUUAAAAGAAGAUGGCAGCGGUAGCGCAUACGACGAGGAAUCUAUGGCAAUUAUUAAACUCAACAACACAACUGUUUUAUAUUUAAAAGAAGUGACAAAAUUUCUAGCCUUGGUGUGUAUUCUUCGAGAGGAAAGCUUUGAACGCAAAGGCUUAAUAGACUACAAUUUCCACUGCUUCCGCAAGGCCAUCCACGAGGUCUUUGAAGUGGGCGUUUCCUCGCAUCGCCCCUGCGGCCAUCAAGCAAGCAUUCCCGGUCUGAAAGCAGUGGCUCACAAUGGCACCCCGAAGGAGGACUGAGUC